AUGAUAGUGGUGAUGAAACCAAACCUUCACUCAGGUCUCUUCUUGAGAUUGUCUCACCUUGCAUUCUUCACCUUUUCCUUCCUCUUUUCCCCCUCUUUAUAUCCCCCCCCCCCCCCCCCCCCCUCCCUCCCCCUCAGUGAGAAGUGUCGGAGCUUCAUUGAUCUGGCCCCGGCGUCGGAGAGAGGUGUGUUGUGGUUGUCGGUGGUGUCGGAGGUGCUCUACAUCCUGCUGCUGGUCGUGGGCUUCAGUCUCAUGUGUUUGGAACUUUUCCACUCCAGUAACGUCAUCGACGGACUCAAACUCAACGCCUUCGCCGCCGUCUUCACCGUCCUUGCAGGUCUUCUGGGUAUGGUGGCUCAUAUGAUGUACACUCAGGUGUUCCAGAUCACCGUCAGUCUGGGUCCUGAAGACUGGAGGCCUCACAGCUGGGACUAUGGCUGGUCUUUCUGCAUGGCCUGGGGCUCCUUCACCUGCUGCAUGGCCGCCUCCGUCACCACCCUCAACUCCUACACCAAGACGGUCAUCGAGUUCCGCCACAAACGGAAACUGUUCGAACAGGGUCUGCGCGAGGAGCAGAACUACCUGGACCAGGAGGCCUUCCACUACUUCCGGGACCGAUCCCUCCAGUCCAUCUCCAGCACCGUGGAGGUCUACCCGGGACACGGAGGGACCAGGGCCGGGAUGGGGGGCGGCGGUCCGGGUCCGGGUCCGGGCCUGGGACGUGGGAAGAUGAGAGCCACGUCGGCCUCCAUAGACCUGGGCGAUAACACGGACUCGUUGGGGGAGGAGCAGUGCUGAGAGGGGGAGGAGCUAACGACAGUUAAAGAGGCGGACUGUACCUUUAAGUCUGGACUGGCCUCAGGUUUUCCCGCCAAAAACAAAAGCACAGCCGUCCUUAUUUUCUGUUUAAUGAAGGUUAAGGACUUGACAGGAGGCAGUUAAUUAAACAGACUGACUCACUGUCCGUACAUGAAUAGAAAAGCGACAGAAGUCGUGACAAACGGACCUUUAACUGUAUGAUUAGUGAGUGUUUGUGGAUGAACAGCAGUUGUUCUUCGCAUAUUUAAAGGUGCUAUGUGUAAUGUUUUGGCCACAGCGUCACCUGUCCUGCAGGAACACAAACAGAAAAUACUACACAUAGCAUUUUCAGCUGUAGGUCGUGUCCAGGCUCUGUGUUUGACGCUGAAUGUGAAAACUGUUAGUGCUCUAUUAAAAGUAUACGUCUGUUCA
Sphaeramia orbicularis (orbiculate cardinalfish) is the source of this 1230-nucleotide messenger RNA. RefSeq names its product germ cell-specific gene 1-like protein. NCBI's taxonomy places the organism in Eukaryota, Metazoa, Chordata, Actinopteri, Kurtiformes, Apogonidae. Gene Ontology annotation, cellular component: plasma membrane. The record is from RefSeq and is a predicted model, not a curated record. Bases 1 to 798 code for a protein of 265 amino acids. The transcript is spliced from 5 exons.